AGAUGCUGAUGUUACGACCAGGACUAUGUUCCUGAGCUCCUGAUUGUUUUAUUACUAGCAGUACGAUGUGUCUGAUAAUUUUUUACUUCCAUCUGCUGCUAGCCCGUGAUUAUUCAAGCAUAUUUGAAUGAAAAGUCAAGAACAACAGAAUCAUGGGCAUUCGUGGUCGUGUACGUUGACAUGGUUGUAUGUUUUCGCGGGCUAGUAGUACCUUCUUACCACGACAAUGGGGGAUCCUCUUGGAGCCGUAGUGCGUAUCACUACUGUGGACAAACGAGUACAUGAAGGGGAGCUUUUCUGGUACGAUAUCAAAACUUCGAGCUUGCUCCUUAAGAAAGACGUCGCCCGACCUACUACAGGAUCUUCGUCAUCAUCAACAAAACCUGGUGUAGUAGCGCCUUUGUCGUCGGAUACAAGGCCAUCUAAAAACCCUGCAGUAGGACGGGAACAAGCGUCAUCGUCGUCAGAUAUGAGGCAAUCAGAAGAUGCUUAAGGCCGGGCAUGAUAUAAGUUCUAUUUUGUCGUUGACCCAGAAUGCACUACAUCAGCAAGAAAGCUGUCCUUCUUGCAAGAUUUUGGUUUAGUACAACUCGUCUCAUAAAACAUCUCGAUGCUUAUGCCAGAAGUAUGUUGACACGGAGUGCAAUCUCAUGACGCUGAAGUUCUCUAAGAGGCUCUGGACCCUCGAGGCACGCACCCCUCUGAAGAAGAUGGGAACGCGGUAAUAAAGUACGCUCAUUUCGUUUGGGUUAGCGAAGACUUCAUCACAGAUGCGCGUGCCACUGCUCGCGCGGCUACCUCUGCGGAGCAAAGUGCUGGGUCCAAAGUGCGGUCUGGCAGAGAGGCACGCCAGAGUGCCCUCCCAGGCAGUAGUUCUAGCAGCUCGGCAUCGCUCGCGUCGGCAUCACGCAAAUGA
Amoebophrya sp. A25 is the source of this 916-nucleotide messenger RNA. NCBI's taxonomy places the organism in Eukaryota, Dinophyceae, Syndiniales, Amoebophryaceae. The record is from the annotation of a GenBank genome assembly.